AUGCCCAAUCAACUCUGUUCGAUAUGUCUAGAGCCUCUUGUCGAUAAUAUAGGCUGCCUAGAGAGUUGUAAACAUGCCUAUCAUUUGUCAUGCUUGAGAGAGUGGCAUAAUCAUUCACAUGAUAAGAAAUGUCCUAUUUGCCGAAUCCCCUCAAAUAAAGUGAAAGACUUGGACAACAAUGUCGUAAUUGAUAUAGACGAGUUUUACAAUCUAAACCAGCUGAUAUCGAUAUUGAGCAAUGGAAUAGAUACACUGAGUCUUUUAGAAGAUGACACUCCGCCUCUAGAGAUGAGACCUCCGAUGGCUUUACUAGAAUGUGGUAUAUGUGGAAUUAUGGACUCAGAUAUUGACAAAUGCUGCACUGAUUGCCGGAGCAUUUAUCAUGAAUAUUGUUUGAGGGACCUCCUUUGCGAGGUCGGCGAUAGAUCCAGUGAGAGCCGGUGUAGUGAUUGCCAGGGGACUCUUGUAAAUGUGACGUCCUCACCCUUAAGGUAUCGUUACAGAGGAAGAAAUGCCAUACCGCGAGUACUAAUGGAAGGACCCAGCUUGGUGACACAAAGACUGUACGAAUCUCAAGCAUUGGCCAACACACCAAUAAUACCACAAACUAUAUCUGGAGGUAAUAAUGCGGUGAUGGAAUCGUGGAAGCUACUGUCUCGAUUACAAGAGCAUCAAAACGAGGAGAUCUAUAAGAACAAAAACAAGAUUCAAGGCCACGUACGAAAGUCGCUAGAUUAUUAUUAUCACGGGUCUGGUAAGGAAAUAACAAAGGAUCAAUAUACAGAGGUGAAUAAAAGUGUAUCGCGAAAUCUGUAUCGGAUAUCGGGGAAUGUAUACCAACCGGGCAUAAUUGAUUAUGAUGCAGAGGCGCAUAAAAUGGUUUUGAAGGAGUUACGUAGAUUAGGAAUAGAGAUGUCAUGCUAA
Molecule: messenger RNA, 924 nt
Organism: Lachancea fermentati
Lineage: Eukaryota; Fungi; Ascomycota; Saccharomycetes; Saccharomycetales; Saccharomycetaceae
Source: the annotation of a GenBank genome assembly